Molecule: messenger RNA, 783 nt
Organism: Aspergillus pseudoviridinutans
Lineage: Eukaryota; Fungi; Ascomycota; Eurotiomycetes; Eurotiales; Aspergillaceae
Exons: 2
Coding region: 1-783 (260 amino acids)
Biological process (GO): transmembrane transport
Cellular component (GO): fungal-type vacuole membrane
Molecular function (GO): transmembrane transporter activity
Source: RefSeq, a predicted model, not a curated record
AUGUCUAGCGGAUCGAGUAUUGGGGGUGUCAUCUUUCCCAUCAUGAUACAACGGUUGAUUCCGGAAGUGGGAUUUGGGUGGGCGAUGCGUGCUGGAGCGUUUGUGAUCCUGUUCCUGCUGAUCAUCGCCAAUUUAACGAUCCGGGCCCGUUUACCCCCGUCACCUCGACCGCUGUCGCUGAGUGCAUUGACACAGCCGUUGCGCGAGAAAAAGAUGCUGCUGGUUACCGCAGGGUUUACGCUACUGACUUUCGGGAUGUACAUUCCCAUCGAUUUUUUGGUCAGCGAGGGACUUUCUAAUGGCAUCAGCGCCAACCUAGCUCAGUACUUGCUCGCAAUAUUGAAUGCCGGGAGCUUCUUUGGUCGUCUCAGCUCUGGUAUACUUGCUGAUUGCCUUGGUGCCUAUAACGUCUUCACCACAGUCUGCUGUCUAGCCGGGAUUUUGGUUCUUGCCCUAUGGAUUCCCGCCAAUAGCACCGCAGGCACUAUUGUAUUUGCCGUUCUUUUCGGAUAUUCUUCUGGUGCAUAUGUCUCACUGGCAGCAGCUCUGGUAGUCAAAAUCUCGCCAUUCCAGCAAAUCGGAUACCGAGUUGGCUUGAUUUUCCUCUUCGCUUCUGUCGGCGGUUUGACCACCAACCCUAUUGCGGGGGCCCUAUUAGCCCAUGACAAAGGGUCCUAUCUUGGUAUGAAGAUAUUUUCGGGUGUUAUUCUCCUAGCCGGGUCAAUCUUGGUUUUUUGCGCUCGGCUGCAUCACACGGGGCUGAAAUUGGUUGCGGAAUUCUGA